AUACGCUUGCUUGUUUCUUGAUGCUGUGUUGCUUCUGGUAUCUUCCUAUAGCAGGGAAUGAAAAAAUAAAGAUGAUCUGCUGAUGGGUGAAACCCGUUGCUUCUUAAGGAUGCAAUCCUAUACAGGGCCAUUGGAAGUAGGUCCCCGUUGAACUCUGUCAAAGAUGCACUGGACACCAGAGCAUGCUCAGCCCCUGAAUCAGUGGCCGGAGCAGCACCUUGAUGUCUCCUCCACUACCUCCUCGCCUGCCCACAAAUCUGACCUCUACCACAACAGCCGGCAGCGCUUCAACUAUGCCUGGGCCAAUGAUGACAUUUCUGCCCUGACUGCUUCCAACCUGCUGAAGAGGUAUGCUGAGAAGUACUCUGGAGUAUUGGACUCCCCUUAUGACAGGCCAUCAGCGCUCAACACCUAUGGGGAUGGUGUUUUUGGGCCCCUCAACGGUCAGAAGGGAGAGAUGGAGCCUUGGUCGAUGGCACACAGCUCAGAAGGGGCCUACCCGCUGACUCCGAUCCAUGACGGAUUGCCUGGCUCCAAGGGGAUUGUCCCUCCUGCGGUCACCCCAGGGAACAGCCUUGGCACCUCCCCCGUGAUCUCCAGUAAUAUCUCUGACUCCAUUUACCCCAGUAACACUUGUGGGGGACCUGCUGCUUCUGGCAGUCUUGGGACAUCUCAGGAAUACCCUUCAGGCUACAGUGGGGCCUAUUUGCCAUCAGGCUACUGCAGCCAGCCUGCUUCAGCGCUUCCACCUCCACACCCAUCUACCUUGCAUAGCUCAGGCCUCCUACAGCCUAGCCAUCCUUCCACCGCCCUUGUCCCUGGCUAUAGCUCCACAGGACCAAUGUACAACUAUGCCUCGGGCAGCUACCCACCCCAGCCCGGUUAUGCCACCAUCCACCCGCCCCACCCAUCCGCCUCGUAUUUGCCCUCAGGCAUUGCGGCCCCCACUCCCAUUCCUCCUUCCUCUCGUCCCCCUGUGGUCCCUGGGUAUACCUACCAAAGCCCCCUCACGGUGCCGUCCCUCAGUAAUGAGUCGGGGAGUUCCCUGAAACGAAAGGCCUUCGACAUCACGGGUGGUGGUGAGGAUGAGAGCGAAGGCCGAUAUCGCAAAUACAGCUAUGAGCAACCAAAGUCUCCGUAUCAGCUAUCCGACAGCGGUGAAUGUAGAGGGAAUGGAUUCAACCGAAGCUCGGAGGUGCCUUUCAAAGGUGGGAAAAGGCCAGCAGGAGCAGGUGUCACGGCAGCGGCAGCGGUGGCAUCCGAGGAGCCCCUUGGGAAAUACGCCAGCCAGCCCAUGAAAGGACUGGUUUCUCCAGCUUACAAUGUUGGUGAAGCCCCUCUGAGGCCGAGUGAAAACUUUGAGAAGUUCACCCCUCCGGCUGCCAAUGGUGAGCAUGAGGGGGAGUCCUUUGCUCUGAGGAUGCCGCCCAAAGCUCCAGCAUUUGGUAGUGACAGCAGCAACCAGGCGGUAGAAGAGCAGCUAAAAACCAUGGACCCUUUUAUUUUGGAACUGGUGAACAACAAGAUCAUUGACUGUAGUCCUCCAGUGCAGUGGACAGACAUUGCAGGGCAGGUUUCUGUCAAAGCUGCCAUUGAAGAAGAGCUGGUAUGGCCUAUCCUAAGGCCAGGUGCUUACACCGGGGCAAGCCGACCACCCAAAACCAUCCUUCUGUUUGGACCCCGUGGUGUAGGGAAGACGCUGUUGAGCCGGUGCAUUUCUACUCAGCUGGGAUCCACCCUGCUGAAGCUCAGUGGCACAACCUUGGUCUCCAAGUGGAAGGCUGAAGCUGAGAAGAUCUUACAGGCAAUGUUUUUUGUGUCCAACUGCCGGCAGCCAGCUGUUAUCCUCCUCACUGAUGUGGAAUCUUUUCUAGAGGACACUGCCAUCCUGAAGUCCCAGCUCCUCUCCUACCUGGAUAACCUUGCUACCUCAGGCGAGCAGAAUGUGGUUGUCAUAGCAACCACAACCAGGCCUGGCAACCUGGACGAAGCCACACAGAGAAGAUUUGCCAGGCGCUUCUACGUCUCUCCACCAGAUAGUGUUGCCAGGCGGCAGAUCCUGCACCAUGCUUUAGCCCAGCAAAACUACUGUCUCAGCGAGAGAGAGAUGGCCUCCAUUGUACAACUCACAAAGAGCUACUCCGGCAGCGAGCUCAUUCAGCUUUGUCAGCAGGCUGGGGCCAAUAAGCUGCACAGUCUCCCAGGACAGCUUCAACCCACCUCAUACAAAGAUUUUGAAAGCGUUUUCUGCAAGAUUCAUCCCACCGUCUCUCAGAAGGAGCUGGACUUGUAUGCUGAGUGGGAUAAAAUGUAUGGGUCCCGACAUUAGUGGAGAGUGGCUGGCUUCUUCUUCUUCUUCUGCAUCAUCUUGGGUCUCCUGGAGGGGAAGCUGUUGGGGCUGUUGAAUUCUUCUUUCUAAAAGCUUAGUUGCUCCAGGCACUUCUGUCUCUGAGAGGCUGCAAACCUGCGUGGCUAUGAAAACUGAGGGAUGGUGAGAGAGCCCUUCUAGUCUCUUAGAAAAGUCACCCCUCUUUGGAUGCAAGAAUUCCCCUAGAUUGAUUUGCAUACAUUUUUGUUUUCAAAACCUGUUUGAAACUUUGACUGUGUGGUGGUGGUUGCGUCUCUGUGUUAAUGAAAAGUAGUCACUCAACGAACUCAGGAUAAUCUAUUUAUUAUGAAGCUGUUUUCCUAGUCCUCCCUUUUCCAUGCCAGCAUUGUAAAGUAGUCAGCCAGGUCUCGUUCCCUUCCCAGCACCCUUUUCCAUACUAUGUACCUCCUGGAUAUUUCUCUUUGGUUCUGAACUCACAUAGGUGUCACUCUGUCAAGGGGCUGGCUCUCCUGUUUGGGCAGGUAGGGCUCUACCCACCUAGCUAUCAAUGCUCUUCUCAUCCAGCAGGGGGCAGCAUUAGGUGUACUUAGACUGUGGAAAGGAUGAAGCUGGAUAGCAAGCUAGAUGUCAUUGGCUCAGCAUUUGGUGACUCCACUUUCUGUCUCAUCAGCUCCAGGGGCCGUCGGCUACCACUGGUACUGUGGAUCAUUCAGUGCAUUAUAUCAUGACACUGGCUCCUUUUCAUGGGCAUCGGUUCCUCUUGAUGGCCUUUAAAGUCAUCAAGAGUAAACUUGUUAAAGCAGGUGGC
Pogona vitticeps (central bearded dragon) is the source of this 3137-nucleotide messenger RNA. Lineage: Eukaryota; Metazoa; Chordata; Lepidosauria; Squamata; Agamidae. The record is from RefSeq and is a predicted model, not a curated record.